Messenger RNA from Galleria mellonella (greater wax moth), 1735 nucleotides. RefSeq names its product UDP-glycosyltransferase UGT5-like. Lineage: Eukaryota; Metazoa; Arthropoda; Insecta; Lepidoptera; Pyralidae. The transcript has 8 exons. The record is from RefSeq and is a predicted model, not a curated record. Gene Ontology annotation, molecular function: UDP-glycosyltransferase activity.
UGCUCUUUAUCGUUUUUAUUCACAGUAAUGUUAUAUUAGUGUGUUUCAACAAAUAAUAAUCAGACGACACGGUCGGACAACGCGUUAUACACAAACAUUUGACCACGUUAGCCAACAGUGACUGUGAUCAAUUUAAUAAGAUCAAAGAAAAUAAAUAAAUUGUUGAUAUAAAAAAAAAUGUUUAGGACCCUUAUUUUGUUUUCGUUACUGAGUUACGUGUGUGCAUACAAAAUACUUGUAGUAUUCCCUUACCCGGGCAAAAGUCAUACAAUUCUUGGGAAUGGAUAUGUCAGGCACUUGCUCAAAGCUGGACAUGAGGUCACAUAUAUAACUGCUAUGCCCAUAAAAAAUCCACACAAGAAUCUGCGACAGAUUGAUGUAUCAAGUAACAUAGAGCUGUUUACGUUCUUAGAAGAUUUGGAUCUUAAGAAACAAUUCAACAAAGAAAUCGACUUAAAAGAUGAAAUUGCAAUAUUUGGUUUCGUAAGAAAUACAGCGAAUAACACGUUAUUCAGCGACAAUGUACAGAAGUUCAUACAUGACACCGAAGAACAUUUCGAUGCUGUUAUUGUGGAAUGGUUGUAUACAGAACUUUAUUGUGGAUUUGCAACUGUAUUCGACAGUCCGUUGAUCUGGUCAUCAUCAAUGGACCCUCACAGCAUGGUGCUGUCUCUCAUAGAUGAAGAUCCCAAUCCUGCCUACACCUCAAACCACUUGUCGCAGGAGGACCCACCAUUUAAUUUCUUACAACGAGUAAAGGAACUGUGGACUCUAAUACAUUUGAAGAUUUUAAGAUGGAGGUUAUAUGAUAUUGAUAGUGAAAUCUUUACCAAAGCUUUCUAAUCGGCUGCAGCAAAACGCGGUCGCACUUUACCAUCGCUAUAUGAAGCGCAACAUACCGGAGUGUUGAUGUUAGGUAAUUCUCAUGUAUCAUCAGGGAAGCCUUUGAGACUACCACAAAAUUACAAGCCCAUCGCAGGCUACCACAUGGAUGAUGAAGUUCAACCACUGCCUGAGAAGUUACAAAAAAUUAUGGACAAUGCUAAACACGGCGUCAUAUACUUCAGUCUAGGAUCAAUGGCGAAAAGUAAAACCUUUCCAGAUGUUAUAAAAAGGGACUUAUUAAAAAUGUUUAGCACUUUGAAGCAGACAGUGAUAUGGAAAUUUGAAGAGGUGCUACCAGAUUUACCGAAAAACGUGCACAUUUUAGAAUGGGCACCGCAACAAAGCAUACUAGCUCACCAAAACUGCAUUAUUUUUAUCACACACGGUGGUUUACUAUCCACAACUGAGGCUUUACAUUUUGGUGUGCCACUAAUAGGUAUACCCCUCUUUGCUGAUCAACACGUCAACAUUAAUAGAGCAGUGAACAAAGGUUUCGGUAGACAUGUUCCACUAAGUAGUAAUAUUGUAGAAGAUUUAAAGAGAGCUAUAGAUGAAGUACUAACAAACCCUAUAUAUAGAGAGAAAGUCAGGGAGUUAUCAGUAGUGCACCAUGACAGACCGAUCUCCCCAGGUGCAGAGCUAGUGCAUUGGGUAGAACACGUGGUACGUACCCACGGUGCACCGCACCUCCGCUCACCAGCGUUCGACGUACCCUUCUACCAAAAAUUCUAUCUAGAUCUCGCCGCACUCAUCAUAGCUAUAAUAGUAAUAGUCAAAAUAAUUUUAACCAAACUCCUCAAAUUAUUAAAAAAAUCUGAUCUGAAAAAGAAAAUAAAUUAAUGCAAGUUUU